Molecule: messenger RNA, 1983 nt
Organism: Closterium sp. NIES-65
Lineage: Eukaryota; Viridiplantae; Streptophyta; Zygnematophyceae; Desmidiales; Closteriaceae
Source: the annotation of a GenBank genome assembly
AUGUGUGCCGCUGUCGCUCGUCCGGUGCGUGUUAGACGUCUUCCCCAGAGGCUUGAUGAUUUCGAAGGCAUAAAAAGUGGAGGUAAGUCUAAGCCGUCGACUGCACAAUGGGCGGCGGAUGUGGAGGCGACUAGGACGUUCUUGAGACAACACCGAGUGUCCAACCCUACGCCCAAGGGUUAUUUGGUAGCGGAGCAAGCCCCGGACAUCGCUGGACCCGCAGACCCGCCCAUUAAGCCGUACGGCUUCACCGUCGAGGAGAGGCUUGAUUUGCAUGCGCAGCACCGGCCUGGCCGACGCAAGCCGGUGAAAGUAGUGGAGGCUCACGACAGCGGAAAGCAGGAGAAGCACGGUGCCACUGAACGUGGAACUAGCAUGGGCGCUGGCCUCCCUGGAAUGGUGCCAACGCCUUUCUUCGAUGGUGGCGUGGGACAGACUCACGACAUGGAGGCAGAGCACGGUGAAUCGUCCCCCGAGGAGGGUGUUGGGGAUGCCGGAGGAGACGACCCAGAACUCUUAGAGCUGACGAGGCUGCUCAACAGCGUUUGCCAGCGACGUGGCCGUGACAUUUCGGGUAUCCUUACGGCUGCUGGUAGUCGUGGCACUCCACUGCUAGGUGCUGAUGAGUUAGAGGCAUUGGCGAGUAUUGACAGUUCUGUCCGCAGGCACGAAGAAUGUGGAAAGGGCCCCAUCUCUGGGUUAAACAGGGGUGACACGCAGGCAGCCGCGAGUAACAUACCUCGAGCUCCCCCUAUCGCUACGGACGAGAACCCUCAUGCUUUCACUAAUGACCAUCAUGAGCCAUCACCACAGCCUACCUCACAGCCCGCAACCCCACCCCAGGCUGUCGGCCACGCUAAGGCUGUUGCACAUCGCGGGCCAUUGAACGGAGGGCUUUACACCAACAGACUCAAGAAGGAGCGUGACCACAUCAACAACACCAACGGAGGUGCACCCGGCCCUGUUCCUGCGGCACAACCUACACGGGUAGGAGUGCAUGACCAGCGGAAUGACACGUACCGGACAAGAGGAGCAGCGUACCGCGGGCAUGGCGCAGGGGCUGCCGAGGGCUUCCAAGCUCGUGGUGUGAAGCGGGAAAGGAACGUCCCGCUGAUGACACUCAUCAUUGACUAUGAUCCGGAGAGGAGCGGGGAGGGCUUGAUACGUGGCAUGCCGUCUCCAGAUGAGAUCGUGGUGCACGCAAAGAUGGCAAUGGAUCUCCUGCUACGCAACGGUGCGGCCCGAGGUGUGACCCUGUUCCCUUCGAACACAGUGAGGAACGAGGCGCUACGUAUCAUCCUUCGUGCCACGCAUGACGUGAGCUACGUCCAGGUCUGUUACGCCAUGUCCAAGACGGAGUACAGUACGAAGGUAAACAAAGUGUGGACGAAGUUCAGGAACGACUCGUCCUCUAUGGCACGCUACACGAUUGUCUGCGGGCUGGGGAUAGACGUCGUGGGAACGGGGCUGUACAAGUAUGAGCUGGACACAGCCAGGAAGGCAGAGUGGUGGGAGACCCUCGGCCCACAGGAGCACCUUGGGCACAAGGUCUCUUCGUGGAGCCAUGAGAAGGGCGACAAGAGGCCCUUCACCAGCGCCCUCUUCUUUGCAGCGUGCAAGGCGGCAUACCCUGAGUGGGUCACUGCUGACGGGAUCCUUGUCCUCGUCCCCUAUCACAUAGCGUGGGUCCUGUUUUCUUUCGACUAUGGCAUGACCAACAUGAGGGACAAGUCAAUGACUCUCUCACAAAGCCCCCUGACCAACGAGCGCGAGAUGGUGGAGGUGCUGGCAGAGGUCGAAACAGCCAUCAAGAUGUGGCUGGCCGUGGCGAAGGGGCGCCUGUACGUCCCUGAGAUGGGGGCUUUCAAGUGGGGUGAAGCUGGGCUGUUUAUCAACGAGAGUGGGUUCAAUGAGUAUCUGCCGGAGGAGUAUCAGGUGCGACCUGCGUCGCACGUGGGAGACGAGGGUCCGUGGAUGGAGUGA